This is a messenger RNA of Leopardus geoffroyi (Geoffroy's cat), 4525 nucleotides long. RefSeq names its product thrombospondin type laminin G domain and EAR repeats (gene TSPEAR). The record is from RefSeq and is a predicted model, not a curated record. The coding region runs from base 736 to 2748 and encodes 670 amino acids. Gene Ontology annotation, biological process: signal transduction. The transcript is spliced from 12 exons. Lineage: Eukaryota; Metazoa; Chordata; Mammalia; Carnivora; Felidae.
AGAGCUGUCCUGCCUGGAGCAGCCUUUCUUUCCCGUCUGCUACCCUGCCCGCUGCGGUUUGGAGAGGUCAGACCCAAGUGACCCUCGGCCUCGGUGAAGGGCAGCUCCCGCCGUGAGCUGGGCCUCGGCGCUCCCCGCCCCCGGGCCGUCUUCCCGUGUCUUCUCAUUAGCUGUUCCCGCAGACUGGCUUCCCUCCGGAGGGGAAUUCCUGAAACCCACACACCCUCGGGAGGGCUGGGCACCAGAUAAAAGCCGUCCUCAAAGCCCGGCCCCUCCUGGGACCCGGUGGCUGUGCUCGGCGCGCAGCUUGUCCUCCUAAGGCAGGGGUCUGCACCCACGGAAAACAGGUUCUCGGAGUUUUUCUGGUUUGCUCCCAGCUCUCCACCGGCACAUCUAUUUCUGUCUUUCCUUUGGGAGAAACGUGCUUUGCCAAUGACUAACCGCAGUUGUGCCGAGAUGCUAUCACCUGUCACCUGCACGGCAGGACCCGAGCCCAUGCGGAAAUGAGAUAGGCCAGCGCCACCUGCCUCCCCCCUGGCAGAGCCCUGAGAAGGUCUGUGCCACCCGGGGCCGCCUCUGUCCUGUCUCAGGACUCGGGCAUGGGGCCAUCACAGUGACUGCCCCAGGGCCCCCUGCUGCCAUCCUGAAAGGGCCCACCUUGGUGUCUGACGAGCAGCUCCCUCCCUGCGGGCCGAGGGCGGAGCCCCUGGAUGGAGCUUGGGACCUAUACUCCUCAUGUCUGUCCUGCUGAUGCUGUGUGUCCCGCUCCUGGCCCUGGCGACCCCGGGCCGAGGCACCCGGCGAUGGGAACCCUGCACAGACCUGCGCCCCCUGGACAUCCUGGCAGAGGCCCUCCCUCCAAAUGGCGCUGCGGGCGGAAUCAGGGUGACACAGGCGAAUGGCGUGCGAGGACUCCAGCUCUCGGCCGCCGCCCCCCACACCAUGAGCUUCCCCGCAUCGAGGAUUUUCUUCCAAUGCGACCUCUUCCCUGAGGAAUUUUCGAUCGUCAUAACCUUGAAAGUUCCCAGUCUUCCCCCUAAGAAGAACGAAUACCUGUUCACUGUGGUGACGGAGGAGUCUGACGGGCUGUUGCUGGGUCUGCGGUACUCGCCCACCAGGCUGCACUUCCUGUUCCUCAGCCAGGACGCGGCGGGGGCCUGGCAAACCCGCGUGACCUUCCUCAGUCCCGCUCUGAUGGACAACCAAUGGCACACGCUGGUCUUGGCCGUGUCCGAAGGAUCCUUUUCCCUCACCGCGGACUGCGGCGUCCCCGCGGACAUAAUGGCUGACGUGCCCUUCCCGGCCACCCUCUCGGUGCGAGGAGCCCGAUUCUUCAUCGGCAGCCGGAAGAGAGCCAAAGGCCUGUUCACGGGCCUGGUGAGGCAGCUGGUCUUACUGCCUGGCUCAGAUGCCACCCCAAGGCUCUGUCCCUGCAGGAGUCCUGAGCUGGCUGUGCUGUCCAUCCCCCCAGUCCUGCAGGGCCCCCCGGGGAAGCCAGAAGAUAAUGAGGUGCUAAAAUAUCCCUAUGAAACCGACCUGAAGGUGACUCUGGGGUCCCGGCCUCCAUGCACCAAAAUGGAGGAUGCCCAGUUCUGGUUUGAUGCUAGCCGGAAGGGGCUGUUCCUGUGUGUGGGCAGCCAGUGGGUCUCCGUGUUAGCAGCCAAGGAGAAGCUGGACUACGUGGAAGAACAUCAAAGCCUGUUCACCGACUCGGAGACGCUGGGCAUCGAGGUCUUUGCCAUCCCCGAGGCCGGGCUCUUCGUGGCAGCCGCCAACCGCAGAGCCACGUCCGCCAUCUACAAGUGGACCGAUGGGAAGUUCGCCUCCUACCAGAACAUUCCCACGCACCAGGCACAGUCCUGGAGACACUUCACCAUUGGGAAGAAGGUCUUCCUGGCUGUGGCUAAUUUUGAACCGAAUGACAAGGGCCAGGAGUUCUCUGUCAUCUACAAAUGGAGCCAGAGGAAACUGAGGUUCACACCAUACCAGAGGGUCCCCACCCACAGCGCCCGGGACUGGGAAGCCUUCGAGAUGGCCGGGGAGCACUUCCUGGCCGUGGCCAACCACAGGGAAGGUGAUAACCACAACAUCGACAGCGUCAUCUACAAGUGGAACCCGAGGACCCGACUCUUCGAGGCCAACCAGACCAUUGCCACCUCGGGCGCCUACGACUGGGAGUUCUUCACCGUGGGGCCCUACUCCUUCCUGGCGGUGGCCAACGCCUUCAACGGCACGUCCACCAAGGUGCACUCCCACCUGUACGUCUGGCUCCUUGGCUCCUUCCAGCUGUUCCAGGCCUUCCUGACGUUCGGCGCCGCGGACUGGGAGGUGUUUCACAUCGGAGAGAGGGUCUUCCUGGCCGUCGCCAACAGUCACAGCUACGACGUGGAAAUGGAAGCACGCAACGACUCCUACGUCAUCAACUCGGUCAUCUACGAGCUGAAUGUCACCGCGCAGACCUUCGUCAGGUUCCAGGAGAUCCCCACCUGCAGCGCUCUGGACUGGGAGUUUUUCUCGGUGGGAGAAGAUUAUUUCCUGGUGGUCGCAAACUCCUUCGACGGGAACACCUUCCUGGUAAACAGUAUUAUUUACAGGUGGCAGGGCUAUGAAGGGUUCGUGGCCGUGCACAGCCUCCCGACCUUCGGCUGCAGAGACUGGGAGACCUUCCGCACCGCGGCGGGUUCCUACCUCGUCUACUCCAGCGCGAAGGAGCCCCGCUCCCGGGUGCUGAAGCUGAGGACGGGGUGAGGGCACCGGCGCCCCGCCCGGAGCCCCGGGAGAAGCCGGCCCUUUCCGGGCCCUGGCCCUCGUCCGGGGGGCCGUCCGUCCACCUCUCUGCCCCGGUGACCGUCGCGGCGGAUUUGGGGGCUCCGCGGGCGGUCGGGCCGGAGUCGGGUGCUGCCCUGCGAGCCUGGGCGGGCUGCCCGGGGUUCGCCUCAAGGGAGAAGUUCAUACAAAAUUUUACCUCAGAACCAGCGGGACCUCCCCACGGUCCUCCCGGCCCACCCGGGCGCGGGCACAGGCUUCACGCGGAUUCACGUAUCUCACACCGGCUAUUUAUUGUAUACUGUCUGUACAGGAAUAUAUUUAUGACGCUCUUUACCAAAGGCCUGAAGACGUCUGCGUGUUUGUGGGGGGGACGGUUCACUCGGCCAGCGCGGUGGGAUGUGCCCUCGGGUCCCGGGUCACCGAGCCGGAGGGCGCCCCUCCUCUGCAGGGACUCGCUGCCUCUUCUGGCCUCGGUUUAGCCAGGAAUGCGGCGGGGGUCGGUUUCGGGGAGGAACCAGCGGUGCGGGGACUGGGCCCCACCCCAUCCCACCCCGUGCAAAGCCACGCAGGCCGGCUCCCUGGUCACUGCACUGGCCUCGUGGACGUGCGGGGUGCGCUGGGGACACCUCCUCGGGGCCCGCGCUCACUCAGCUCCCAUGUCUAACGCCCCAGCCCUGCCCGGCGGGGGCCUCCUGCCUCCCUGGGCGCGACAGGACACACGCCCUCGCAAUCCGCGUGUAAAAGAACAGCCAUAUGCUGCAGCCUUUGCUGGGAAGGCCUGUGGGGUGAGGACCAGGCCAGGCCUAUUCCAUCACCCGUGGCCACGGGCUCCAGGAGAGCGAGGGCCGGGGAGGGACGUGGAGCCGGGCCACUGCCCGAGCUCAGGGACCCACCCUUGGUUUGGUACUCUGCUGUUUCUGUCUUUCAAGUUUCAACUCUCGGUGAUCUUUGCCCAAGAUCACAGAGCAGGGGGCACGGCGCAGCCCCAGCUGUCUCCGGGGUCUGGCUCCCCACGGCCACGUGCAUGUGAGAACGGGGUGCCCUUCCCGCUCCCAGGAAGGAAACCUACCCCACGCCUCCUCCGGCCAGGCCAGAUUUGGGAUUUCAAUACGGAUUUCCAAAAGCUGAGAUUUUUCUGAGCCCCCUUCAGGCCAAUAAGCGGACCGUGUGCCUCGGGGAGGGCUGGAGCUGACCCCGGACGAGGAUGUCCCUCCCCAGGGAGAGCCGCAGAGGGCAGGGGGGCCUGGGGCUCGAGGGAGGUCUGGGCCAGGUGGUGAUGGCGACAGCCGGUCCAGGGACAGCCGGCCGAGGGUGCCACAUAAAAAUGCAGGCUCUCCAGCUAAAUCUGAAUCACAGGUAAACCACAGAUGCUCUUUUUAGUAUAUGUGAACCCCAAAUACUGCACGGAACAUACACUAGAGGGGUAUUUGUCGUUCCCCUGAAAUUCAGAUUCAAAGCGGUGUCCUGCACUCCCAGAGAGGGGUCGUGGGGAGACGAGACCUUCUUAGGGCCAACGGGGGGCGGGGCCUCUGAUUUUAUCUGAGAUUUGACACAAGGAAGAAAGAGACCCCACGGGCUGGGGUGGCCUGCCGGGGAGCGGGCAGCCCUCGGGCAGGGUUGGCAGAGGGCACUGGUGGGUGGUCAUCUUGGGGGCUUAUUCCACAGGUGCCUCCACACAGGAGAGGGGAGGCCGGCCCGGGAUGGUUACUUUUAUGUGUCAACCGGGAGGAUGUUUCUGGAUGAGAUUAACACACAU